Messenger RNA from Rhinocladiella mackenziei CBS 650.93, 2550 nucleotides. RefSeq lists its product as uncharacterized. Lineage: Eukaryota; Fungi; Ascomycota; Eurotiomycetes; Chaetothyriales; Herpotrichiellaceae. The transcript has 7 exons. The coding region runs from base 1 to 2550 and encodes 849 amino acids. The record is from RefSeq and is a predicted model, not a curated record.
AUGGCCAUCCAGACUGCUGCCGGAGUGCCCAUCCUCGACAUCCGGAGUGACAAGUCGGACCAGUCCCUGGUCAACACACUUCAUCGGUCUCUCCAUCCUCCCCAGGGACAGUCACGCACGUUCCCGACUUUGUUGCUCUAUGACGAAAAGGGCCUGAAGCUGUUUGAGGAGAUAACCUACCUUGAGGAAUACUACCUCACCAAUGCUGAAAUAGAGACUCUCGAGGCGCACGCCCGCGAGAUUGUUGCACGAGUUCCAGCAGGAGCACGCCUUGUGGAACUUGGAAGCGGGAAUCUUCGCAAGGUCGAUGUUCUUCUGAGAACCUUCGAAGCCGUCCACAAAGAAAUUGAAUACUGUGCCUUGGACGUAUCUCUCUCCGAAUUGAAACGCACAUUCUCCCUGUUGGACAUCAAAGCCUACCAAUACGUCACCUUCCGAGCAUUGCACGGCACCUAUGACGAUGCCCUAUCCUGGCUGGCGAAUUCGAGGAGGGAUGAUAAGACUGUUUGUGUCAUGACCAUGGGCUCUUCGAUGGGGAAUCUUACCCCAGAAGGUGCUGCCAAAUUCCUCGCUGAUUUCGAAAAGGUGUUGGCACCAUCCGAUUUGGUGCUCGUGGGCCUUGAUUCUUGCCAGCAGCCUGACCGCAUCUAUCGUGCCUACAAUGACCCGCAGAGAGUUACCGAAAGGUUUUACCGAAAUGGACUGGCACAUGCGAACAACAUUCUUGGCUAUGAGGCAUUCAAACAAGAUGAGUGGGAGGUCGAAGGCUUGUAUGACGAGAAGUCGAACAAGCAUCAAGCGUCGUAUGUUGCUUUGAAGGCCGUUCAUACUAAAGACUUUUCUUUUGAGAAAGGUGAAAAGAUUCCCUUGGAAGAUGCCUUCAAGUACUCCGACGCGCAAAGUGACCAACUCUGGCAUUCUGCUGGUUUGGUUCCUCAAAUGUCUUACGGAAACAAGACGAACGACUAUUUCAUUCAUCUUCUUUCCCCAGCACGCAUCAAUUUCCCCAGCAAGCCAUCAGAGUAUGCCGCAAGUCCGCUUCCUUCUCUCGAUGAUUGGCGACAGCUUUGGGCGGCUUGGGAUGUUGUGACGAAGUCGAUGGUCCCGAGGGACGAGUUGUUGAACAAGCCAAUCAAACUGCGCAAUGACCUCAUUUUCUACUUAGGUCAUAUUCCUACAUUUGCGGACAUCCAUUUCACCAAAGCAACGUCAGGAAACCCCACAGAUCCAGCUUUCUACGUGUCCAUCUUCGAACGAGGCAUUGAUCCUGACGUGGACAAUCCCGAGGUGUGCCAUGAUCACAGCGAGAUUCCGGACACAUGGCCUCCUCUGAAGGAUAUCUUGAACUAUCAACAACGCGUUCGAGCACGAAUUCUUGAGAGCCUCAACUCUGGUCAAGCACAGACUGAUCGAAAGCUGAGCCGUGCACUCUGGCUCGGUUAUGAGCACGAAGCCAUGCACUUGGAAACCUUCUUGUAUAUGCUUCUUCAAAGCGAGCGAGUCCUUCCACCACCGGGACAGGAUGUGCCAAACUUCAAGGCUCUAGCCAUGCAGGCCCGUUCCAAUCGUGUGCAGAAUAAAUGGCAUCGCAUCCCGGCCGCUACGGUUAAGAUAGGCUUGGAUGAUCCGGAGAACCACCUUGGGCCGGACCGAUAUUUUGGUUGGGACAAUGAAAAACCGUCACGCAAUGUGGCCGUCCAGGAGUUCGAGGCUCAAAGCCGACCGAUCAGCAACGGUGAAUAUGCGCGUUUCUUGGAAGUCACCCACAACAGUUCUCUGCCAGCCUCGUGGACAGCUUCUGAGAGGUUUCGAGAUGUGAAUGGUGCCAAUGGCACCAAUGGGGUCAAUGGACAUGCUGAAGACGUGCUCGACAUGGCCAGCCCAUCUUUUGUCGAGGGCAAGGCCGUUCGAACAGUUUAUGGACUUGUUCCUCUCAAACAUGCCCUCGACUGGCCCGUCAUGGCCUCAUACGAUGAAUUGGCAGCUUAUGCCCAAUGGUCCAACGGACGUAUUCCCACUUUGGAAGAGGCUAGAAGCCUGUAUAAGUUCGUCGAAGACCAGAGUGGUGCCGUGGAAAAGGUUCCCAGCAAGCUGAUUUCGGCGGUUAACGGACACCUCUCCAACGAUGGUGUCGAAGAGACACCCCCAUCCCACCCUUCGUCGAACGGUGUCGUCAACGGUGCUGCAAAGAUUCUCGAUCCCAAUCCCGCCGAUCUUUUCGUUGAGCUCAAAAACCACAAUGUCGCCUUCCGUCACUGGCACCCGAUGCCUGUGACGGGUAAUGGCGAGAGACUUUGCGGUCAGAGUGAUCUCGGCGGUUUGUGGGAAUGGACCAGCACACCGUUGGCGCCACAUGAAGGUUUCAAGGCCAUGGAUCUCUACCCGGGCUACACAGCAGACUUUUUUGACAACAAGCACAAUGUCUGCCUUGGCGGUAGUUGGGCCACUGUGCCCCGCAUCGCCCUGAGGAGGACGUUUGUCAAUUGGUAUCAGAGGAACUAUCCAUAUGUCUGGUGCACGGCCAGACUGGUCAGAGAUGUCCUCGCCUGA